Messenger RNA from Morus notabilis, 1222 nucleotides. Its product is annotated as serine/threonine-protein kinase Aurora-3. The record is from RefSeq and is a predicted model, not a curated record. Gene Ontology annotation, molecular function: protein kinase activity; ATP binding. Lineage: Eukaryota; Viridiplantae; Streptophyta; Magnoliopsida; Rosales; Moraceae. Gene Ontology annotation, biological process: regulation of cytokinesis; mitotic spindle organization; protein phosphorylation. Gene Ontology annotation, cellular component: spindle microtubule; spindle pole centrosome; spindle midzone. Bases 116 to 973 code for a protein of 285 amino acids. The transcript is spliced from 6 exons.
UAUGAAAAUAGUAUAAUUUAUCAUAUAUUGCCCAAAAGACCCCUGAAUUUCCCUCGUUCUUGCCAUUUCGAAAUCCUUAUCUUUCUCUCUUUGGUUUUCACCCAAAUACCAGAAAAUGGCGUCGGAAACUCAAAUUCACCACGAACCAAAUCGGAAGAAAUUCUGGUCCCUGAAAGACUUCGAGAUCGGAAAACCCCUCGGAAAAGGCAAAUUCGGCAGAGUCUAUCUAGCCCGAGAAGCAAAGAGCAAAUACGUAGUGGCGUUGAAGAUAAUAUUCAAGGAGCAGAUCGAAAAGCACGGAAUGCAUCACCAGCUGAAGAGAGAGAUGGAGAUUCAGACCAAUUUAAGACACCAGAAUGUUCUACGCCUCUACGGCUGGUUUCACGACGAAGAACGGAUCUUCUUGAUUCUCGAGUACGCCCAUGGCGGUGAGCUCUAUGGCGAGCUUAGGAAGUCUGGACAUUUCUCGGAAAAGCAAGCCGCGACGUACAUUCUAAGCCUUGCGCAAGCGUUGGCUUAUUGUCACGAGAAGCAUGUUAUUCAUAGGGAUAUAAAGCCGGAGAAUUUGUUGAUUGAUCAUCGGGGUCGACUGAAAAUAGCGGACUUUGGAUGGUCUGUGCAGUCUAGCAGCAAGAGGCACACAAUGUGUGGGACUUUGGAUUAUUUGGCACCAGAAAUGGUGGAGAACAAAGCUCACGACCAUGCUGUUGAUAAAUGGACUUUGGGUAUUCUUUGUUACGAGUUCCUCUAUGGUGUCCCUCCCUUUGAGGCUGAAACUCAAAGAGACACAUUCAAGAGAAUAGUGAAAGUUGAUCUGUGUUACCCUCCUAUACCACAUGUUUCUGCUGAAGCCAAAGAUCUUAUUAGCAGGCUCCUAGUGAAGGACUCCUCAAAGAGGCUCUCUCUUCAGAACAUUACGGAGCACCCUUGGAUAAUCAAGAAUGCAGAUCCCUCUGGUAUCUGCGAGAACUAGCAUUCGUAAUUCUAUCAUCUUGCCACUGUGGCUGUGGCGAACUUACCAGAGUUUGGUUCUGUUUCGCCUGCUGUAAUAUAUUGGCUUAGAGGAACUUAACUUUCUAACUAGAAAUACAAGAUUGAAUUUCAUUUAUCAUAUUUGGGCCCGGGGGAAACCUGACUUUUUUUGUUGAUGAAUGAUGAAUAUAGUCUCACGAGUUUCAUCACCUUGACCAUAGUAUCACCGGAUUACCUAUACUAGAUGUAC